AUGAGCUACUAUGGCAGCUACUACGGAGGCUGCGGCUACGGCUGGGGUGGCUUCGGCGGCCUGGGCUGUGGCUAUGGCUACAGAGGCUAUGGCUGUGGCUGCUGGCGCCCGUCCUGCUGGGGGGGAUACGGAUACUCUGGCUUCUACUGAAAU
This is a messenger RNA of Myotis myotis, 153 nucleotides long. RefSeq names its product keratin-associated protein 19-3-like. NCBI's taxonomy places the organism in Eukaryota, Metazoa, Chordata, Mammalia, Chiroptera, Vespertilionidae. The record is from RefSeq and is a predicted model, not a curated record. The transcript has a single exon. The coding region runs from base 1 to 150 and encodes 49 amino acids.